This is a messenger RNA of Nicotiana tabacum (common tobacco), 1248 nucleotides long. The record is from RefSeq and is a predicted model, not a curated record. NCBI's taxonomy places the organism in Eukaryota, Viridiplantae, Streptophyta, Magnoliopsida, Solanales, Solanaceae.
AACAGUUUCAAGUGAAUGUUCUAUCUCAGGUCAAUAACUCUUGCUGGUGUUCGUCGACUUCUGGAAGAAGAUCUUGGUCUUGAGAAAAAUACUCUUGAUGCCUUUAAGAAAUUUAUUCAGAACCAAGUAGAUGAGGUGUUAACAUCUUCUGAAGCUCCUAAAUCCACCAAUAGUGGUAAGAAAAGCCCUGAAAAAAGAAGUAAAGCAGCAAAGAAGAGUGGUGAAAACGCUAAUUCAUUUAGCAGCCGAAGUAAAAAUGUAGCAGAGAAAGUAAAAUCAGGUAAGAGAUCUGCCGCAAAAGAAACGGCUGAGAAAUCUGAAGGACUGAAGAAACGAAAAAGUCCUAAUUCAGAGGAUAAUGUCCCUGCCAAAAAGCAGAAAGAAGUUUCUAAGAAGCUAUCAGAUGAAAGUAGUGAUGGAGACACAAGUAAGAGUGAUUCUGAAGAUGGUCAAUCUGGAUCAUCUGCUGAAAUUCCUGCCAAGAAGAAAGUUGUAAAGGGAGCACCAGCUACUGCUGGAUAUGGAAAACGUGUGGAGCAUCUGAAAUCAAUAAUUAAAGCUUGUGGGAUGAGUGUUGCUCCUUCUAUUUAUAAGAGAGCCAAGCAGGUGUCUGACGACAAGCGUGAGGGUUUCCUGAUAAAGGAGUUGGAAAAGAUACUUUCUGGAGAAGGGCUAUCAACGAAUCCCAGCGAGAAAGAAAUCAAAGAAGUCAAAAAGAGAAAGGAAAGAGCAAAGGAAUUGGAAGGCAUUGACCUAAGCAACAUUGUUUCAAAUACACGACGGAGAUCAACGACCAGCUUUGUUCCUCCUCCAAGACCCAAGUUACCUCCUAAAGAGGAUAAGAAUGACGACAAAAAGGAUGAUAGCAGCAAUGAUGAUGCAAGUGACGGUGACAAAGACGAUGAUGACGAUGAAGAUGAUGAUAGCAGUCAGAGUGAGGAGUUCAAUGAAGAUGAUAACGAGGACAGUGAAUGAAGCUUUCGUGGAUGAAGAUUAUAAGUUACAGACCAGUCAAUCAUCUUUCGAAUGUAUCAAUGGUUUCGGUUUCUCAUCUUAGAUUUGGGAGCUGAGAUUUAGUGUAUUUUAGAAGUAUAUUUAUAUGAGAUGUGAUAUUUAGUUGGUUCUGAAAUGUUAAAUUAGUGGUCAUGGAUCUUAGAAGCCUUAGUUGUUAGUUAUCGUGCGAUUUUGUAAAUGGAGCAUCUUUGCUUGUGCAUUGUGGGAGGUUUAAUCUUCGUGUUUGUGCUGGUA